AUGAAAUUGUUUACGAAUUUUGCUGCCGCUUACAGUGUCAAUUUGUCUCCCGGAUGGUCCGGCUGUAAAAUAUUGAUCCUCACGAACGUGAAGAUAACGUUGCUGUCGAGGUUAAACGUUGUGCCGGCGGGACUUGCACAACGCAUUGAUCAACGUUCGAUGAUGGCGUUCGACGUGCACUUAAACGUUUCCGAUUGCGGCCGGCCGAUGGACAGUGGCAUUCGAAUUUUUCUGAUCGCAUCCACAAGGCAGGAGCUCAUAGCCAUCGGCCGCUAA
Soboliphyme baturini is the source of this 276-nucleotide messenger RNA. NCBI's taxonomy places the organism in Eukaryota, Metazoa, Nematoda, Enoplea, Dioctophymatida, Soboliphymatidae. The record is from the annotation of a GenBank genome assembly.